Messenger RNA from Coccinella septempunctata (seven-spotted ladybird), 1314 nucleotides. Its product is annotated as mitochondrial tRNA-specific 2-thiouridylase 1. The record is from RefSeq and is a predicted model, not a curated record. Gene Ontology annotation, molecular function: sulfurtransferase activity. The transcript has 6 exons. Lineage: Eukaryota; Metazoa; Arthropoda; Insecta; Coleoptera; Coccinellidae. Gene Ontology annotation, cellular component: mitochondrion. Gene Ontology annotation, biological process: tRNA wobble position uridine thiolation. The coding region runs from base 91 to 1278 and encodes 395 amino acids.
AGAUUCUUCUUUGGUUUCCUCAUGUAUUCUGUGCUUCUUCAUUUCUUCUACUAAAACUUCGAAUUUUGAACAAGUUUCGAAUAAAAAUAUAUGAUGCUGAUAAAUCGUGUAGCAGUAGCUGUUUCUGGAGGAGUUGAUAGUGCUGUGGCAGCCCUCCUUUUAAAAUUGAGGGGUUUUGAAGUGGAAGCCGUAUUCAUGGAAAACUGGGAUAUUAUUGAUGAAAAAGGUUUCUGUUCAUCAGAUAGUGAUUAUGCGGAUGCUGUUAGUUUAUCUCAAAUUUUGAAUAUUAAACUGCAUAAAGUAAAUUAUGUAAAGCAAUAUUGGAAUGAAGUAUUUUGUGAAUUGGUCGAGGAUUACCAAAGGGGGUUGACACCAAAUCCUGACAUUUUAUGCAAUCGCCAAAUCAAAUUCAAUUAUCUUUAUGAUUAUGCCCUGAAUAACUUGAAAGUAGAUGCUAUGGCCACAGGCCAUUAUGCUCGCACAAAUUUCGGAUCAUUCCUAGAUAAUUAUUCUCCUAAUCAAGCGGUGAAAUUAUUGAAAGCAAGAGAUUCUAAAAAGGACCAAGUAUUUUUUUUAUCUCAGAUUAAUCAAAAGUCCUUGAGGAGGGCCAUGUUUCCUUUAGGAUCUUAUUUAAAGUCGCAAGUGAAAAUUAUAGCAGAAGAGAAUGGCUUGGAGAGAUUUUCAAAGAAGAAGGAAAGCAUGGGUAUUUGUUUUAUAGGAUCAAGAGACUUCCAAGAUUUCAUUGGAGAGUACAUACAAGAUAAACCUGGGGAUUUUAUUGAUAUCGAUACAGGAAAAAUUGUUGGACAGCAUAAAGGAUUACAUCAGUGGACACUAGGACAAAGAACUAGAAUAUCUGGGUUAGCUAGAGCUUAUUUCACUGCUAGGAAACACCUCGAUAAUAAUAAUCUCAUUUUGGCAAGUGGGACAGACCAUCCAGUUUUGUACAGUAAACUAUUUUUCACAUCUAAGCCUCAUUGGAUAACAGAAAAACCAAAAGAGCUUCAAGAUGAAGACAUAUUAGAAUGUGACUUUAAAUUUCAGCACGCUCACGAUUGGGAACCAUGUGUCAUUUUUGAAUGUUCUCAGGGUUUAUUGGUUCACCUGAAAACGCCUAAAAGAGCCAUCACACCUGGACAGUAUGCUGUUUUCUGUAUUGGUGAUCAAUGUAUAGGAAGUGCAAGAAUUAUCAAUACUCCGGUUUCGGAGUUUACCUUAAAUUAUCUUGAUAAAGAUUGCUUAAAUGUAAAAAAUCUGAAAAAUUCUAAAAACUGUUGAUUUCCAUAAAUUAUAUAUUGAAUUAUUCUUUCAAAA